GAACCACUUCCAUUAUCCAUCCUUCAAAGAUCUGCAGCAUAGACAUCCAAACGAAACAAUCAAGAGUAACCACAAAUCAACCAUGAAGAUCUUCCUAUUGUUUUCCCUCCUUGGUGUGGCAACGGCCAUCACUACCACCACCAUGCAGUUCAACCCAAGCGGCCUUGAACUAGAAAGGCCACAACAAUUAUUUCCACAAUGGCAACCACUUCCCCAACAACCACCAUUUCUGCAGCAAGAGCCAGAACAACCAUAUCCACAACAACAACCACUUCCCCAACAACAACCAUUUCCGCAGCAACCACAACUUCCCCAUCAACAUCAAUUUCCACAGCAGUUGCCGCAACAACAAUUUCCGCAGCAGAUGCCACUCCAGCCGCAACAACAACCACAAUUCCCGCAACAAAAACCAUUUGGCCAAUAUCAACAACCAUUAACACAACAACCAUAUCCGCAACAGCAACCAUUGGCACAACAACAACCUUCUAUAGAGGAACAACAUCAAUUGAACUUGUGCAAGGAGUUCCUCCUACAGCAGUGCACCCUGGACGAGAAGGUACCAUUACUCCAGUCAGUGAUCUCGUUCCUCCGACCACAUAUCUCGCAACAAAACAGUUGCCAAUUGAAGCGACAACAAUGUUGUCAACAACUAGCAAAUAUCAAUGAGCAAUCCCGAUGCCCAGCCAUCCAAACCAUUGUGCAUGCCAUCGUCAUGCAACAACAACAACAACAAGUACAACAACAGGUGGGUCAUGGUUUUGUCCAAUCUCAACUGCAACAGUUGGGCCAGGGAAUGCCCAUCCAACUUCAACAACAGCCGGGCCAGGCCCUUGUCCUACCUCAACAACAAGCCCAGUUCAAGGUGGUUGGGUCAUUGGUGAUUCAGACACUUCCUAUGUUAUGCAAUGUGCAUGUUCCACCUUAUUGCUCACCAUUUGGUAGCAUGGCUACCGGCAGUGGUGGCCAAUGAAAUGACAAGAGUUGUAAUACUAGAUCGAUGGACCUUCAUUGUUACUCGAUUGGAGUAUCGAUGUAGCAAUGAAAAAUAAAGUGUCAUGCACCAUCA
Hordeum vulgare subsp. vulgare (domesticated barley) is the source of this 1066-nucleotide messenger RNA. RefSeq names its product gamma-hordein-3. The transcript has a single exon. Lineage: Eukaryota; Viridiplantae; Streptophyta; Magnoliopsida; Poales; Poaceae. Bases 83 to 970 code for a protein of 295 amino acids. The record is from RefSeq and is a predicted model, not a curated record. Gene Ontology annotation, molecular function: nutrient reservoir activity.